Rubroshorea leprosula is the source of this 2435-nucleotide messenger RNA. Lineage: Eukaryota; Viridiplantae; Streptophyta; Magnoliopsida; Malvales; Dipterocarpaceae. The record is from the annotation of a GenBank genome assembly.
CUCCUUUUCCAUUUUCAUUUCUGUGUUUGCUUGCACUUUCCAAAAUUCUCUGAAGCGAAACGCUCCAGCUUGAAGAAUCAGUACGCCGAAUCAACUUCACAUCAUUUUCAAGUAAAAUGGUUUCAUUAAGAGAACUUACAGAGCAACAAGGUAACCAGGGCAGAGAGGGAGAAGAGGAAGGGGUUUUGUCAGUGGAGCCUAUCACGAUGAUAGUGCCGCCUGAGUUGCAGGACUCGCUGGAAACGAUGGCACCUGAGAGAAGCGCUAGUUCAAGCGCUGAGGAUGAUGGUGGCGACCAUCCUACUGCGUCGUCUAGCAGCUCGUCUACUAAAGAGACACUCAACCAUGAAGAAGGGAUGAGGGAUGUGGUGAGCAGUGUCUCAGAUCGGCUGGUGGUUGGGGAAUGGGAAGGCAUGACAAUCCCGGGCAGGUUGAGUAACCUACGAAAAGCACCGAAGGACCUGCCCGCUGGAUUCAGGUUCAAGGCUGCACUUCAUCACGAAGUAGCAGAUUGUGCGCCCUCCAUAAGUGGGGCGUGCACAGUGUCGCAAACGGGCUGGAUCCCCGUAUACGUGGACCACUUUGACGCCGACCUGCGGUUUCCCCUGCCCGGCCUGAUAUUCGAUCUGCUCGCGGACUACGAGCUGGCGCUAACGCAGCUAACGCCCAAUAGCAUAAGGUUCAUCAUAGGCUUCAUGCUGUUGUGUGCGAGAUUAGAGGUACUAGCUAAAGCGAUAGUGUUCAGGUCGCUAUUCCAGUGCCGGUUGUGUCCGAACUCAAGAGGAGCGAAGUGGUACUACCUCUCUGGGAGGGAUAAGAGCCAGCUCUUCAAAAAUGUGAGGAACAAGGUGGCGAGGUGGAAGAGACAGUUUAUUUUUGUUCGCGACACACGAGCAGAAAGGAUAAGCAACGACCUCGUUGCUCGGCUGUCUGAGUGGCGCACCCCCAACGCUCAUAUCAACUAUCCUCAGCUACUGCCUCGGGAUGUCGAUCUGAAGAACCAGCUGCUUGAGUAUGCGCAGAGGGAGGGUCUAAUAGAUCUAGAAGCCCUGGUUACCUCGGAGCAUCUCGCCGUGUUCGGGUUUGUCGAUGUGACAAACCUGUUCAGCGAAGGCGAAAUGAGCAGCAUCUUGGAACGCCAGCGUCAACAAGCCCAGAGUUUGCGAGGCCGUGGGGCGAGCAGCACCUCGCAGAGGCAAACGCGGUUCGACGAGCGGCCGCCUGCAGCGCCUCAAUCACGCAGCUCAUCCCAUCGAGGGUCCAGCUCGGCUUCUAGGCCGCAGGCUGAGCAUAGGGUUGAGGCGGCAGCUCCCAGUGCCCGUAGGCGUGCGCACGAGGAGACGGAGAGCGAGGAAGAUGAGGUCCCCCUUGCUCGGCGCAAAAUAAGCGGGGGGACUCAGCCCGCGCAGGCGGCCCGUCCCACAACCGUGCGUUCACCCACUCGACCGCCAGCGACUGCGCGGGCAGCAGUAAAGCCCGCCUCUGCCUCGGCUUCAACAUCGGGCCCCAGGAUCGCAUAUCCUGAGGGCUUCACCUAUGUGCGGGCGGAGUGUCAGCCCGCCAUGGUGCAAGCCAUGCACAACUUUGUGCCCCAGUCGGAUAGUCGGCGGGCUAAGGCUUUUGUGCAGCAGCAUGGCGGCCAGGUCGCCAUGAUCAAAUUGAUGGAUGCAUUCAGCUACGCUGUAGCGCUUUACGAGAGCGAGCAGGCAGCUCGUACGCAGAACAGCGAGUUCGGUUCAAAAUGCAAACAACUGGUUGCUGAGAAGGCUAGCCUUGUGGACAAUGUGAAUCGUCUGCAAGGCUCAGAAAUGGCGAACCAGGCAGCGGCUGCAGAGAGCCGAGCAGAUGAGCUCGCCACUAGAAACAACGAGCUCAAGAAGGAGUUGGAGCGCGCCCGUGUUGAGAAAGAGAGCGGGAUCCAGGCAGCUAAGGAGGAAGCCGCCCGGGUUGAAGAAUGGGCCAAGAAGGCUGAGGCGGACAGGGACCUUGCUCAGCACGAGCUGAGCUCCCUUAGGCAUCAGGUCGCCGAAGCCGAUCGGAACCUUACUGCUGCCGGGGAGGCGCUGAACGAGCUGAAGACUUCCCAUGCACGCGCUGUCGGUAUCGCCCGAGCUCAAGGCGUGGAAUGGUUGGUGGGUUCGGCUGCGUUUCAGGACGCCGUGGCGGUGGCGUCUGCAAAUGUAACCACGGAAAUCUACAACGAGAUUCGUGGGAAGUUGCUCAUUGCUGAGAUCGUCAUGCCAGCCUACUCGAUCAGAUGGCAAUCCCACCUCCAUUGGGAUGACGGCCUCAGCUCCAUAGGCCAGGCUAAAUGGGGUUUCACCCGUGGUCGAGCUGGGUGUAGUACGACAAGACCAGAGCGCUUUAUUGAGCUCGUCGACCCAAUUAGAAUGUGCAGCUAAAACACGUGUCUUGAGGCCUCGCAAGACGAUUUU